GUGGGUUCCACCAGCAAGACGCCGAAAUCCGGGGAUGGAUGUCCCCGCAAAUGGGCUGGGGAAAGGCUUCCAGCCCCCAGCAACAACCCGACGUUCUAGCCAAUAAUUGACUACUACUGCCGUUGACCACCGACGGCCGACUGCCGACCAUUGACCGCUACGAAACCAGAAACGCCCAACUAGCCUUGGAUACGCCAUGUCGUGGUUGGACUUCGGACUUACCUCGAAAAGAUGCGCUGUUUGCCCAUCGACAUCAGGCUUGCUCCGCUGCGGCGGUUGCAAAGUCGUCAGUUAUUGCAACCCCAAGCAUCAGUCGACCCACCGAUCGAAGCACAAGGUAGCCUGUACUACCAUCAAGGACACCCGAGAAAAGCUUGAGCGGGAGGAGGCGGCCCUCCGAGACGCAGCCGGCAGUAACUUCAUACCGGCGGACGUGUUCAACAGCAGCGUCGGGCGUUUCUGGGGCAUACUCGGCACAAGAGACUACAUGCGGGCCCGGUUCAACGCCGCCGAUGCACUUCUCAAAGUCGGGACCGUGGCUGCCGUAGAAAAAGCCCUCGACCACUUGACCGACAUGCUACGUCUGUGUCGGAGCGACAAUAUGGGCGUGCGCGACAUCAUCCCUUCGGUGCUGCUGCGGCUCGGUCGAGAACAGGAGUGCUACGACUUCCUCAAGUGGUGGGCGACGGUCGACCACGAGACGUAUGACUGGGGAAACAUGGACCUGCCGUAUCUGGACACCAAGGGCGCCAACGUCUUCGAGGCCGUUGACCCGUCGUUGGGGGGACUUAGUCAUCUUGUCGCGUUAACACUCCUGAAACUGCGCCUCCUUCUCGACUUUCAGGCGUAUGAGUCGGAAUUUGGGUUCGGGGUUGGCGGUUUUGCUGAGCCUGAUCGUCCCGUAGGAGACCUCGUGAAAUCCAAGAUCCGGACCUUCAGCCCCCGCGAGAUCUCAUCAACGAUUAAGGCUUUGAAGGGGCAAUACCAUGAGCUCUGCCAACGUGUCAACAAGGCUAACCCUUACUUUUGGGACGCGUUGCUGGAUGAGGGUGCAGGCGCUCCCACCAUUCCGGAAUACUACACUCAUGGCUCUCCAGAAGAAGCCCAGUUCGUUUUGUAUCACUGCAAACGAGCUUGGGAGGAGAGCGAGGAGGCUGUGGGGAUGGCCGACGCCGAUACCUACAAGUUCGUCCAGGCUUAUAAAGGCGCCGAGGAAAGGCAGGGCGACCUAGAGAUAAAGCGAGGCCGUGGCCUUAUGUUCCCCUUCCAGUUCGAACAUGACGUGCCGACUUCCUCUCCGCCCGCUUGUUUUCCCGCGACUAUGAUCAGCGGCGGCCAGAGCGUCCGGUUCAUCUCCUCACACGACCCCCAGACGGUUCUCCUCUACGUCGACGGUGCUUGCACGAACAACGGACAGCCGAACCCUCGCGGGGGCUGGGCAGUUGUUUACGGUCCUACUGAUAGCGCCUCUGGUCGCCUCGAGGACAAAGGGCCGUUCGGGGACGAUAGCGUAGCAACCAGCAACCGAGCUGAGCUACGCGCCACCAUCGCCGCGCUGCGAGUGCGCGAUUGGAAGCAGGAGGGCUUUUCCACGAUUGUAAUAGCAACGGAUUCGUCGUAUGUUGUUGACGGCGCCACCAGUUGGACCAGAGGCUGGAUGCUCAACGGGUGGAUGACGCAGUCCGGAGCCCCUGUCAAGAACAAAGACCUGUGGGAGCUACUGUUGGGCGAGGUGGAAAAGUUGGACAGGCGUGGUUGCAGGGUUGACCUAUGGAAAGUUCCACGGGAGCGAAAUGUGGAAGCUGAUGCCCUGGCAAAGGCGGCGGCCAACAGAGAGAGGGGCGAGCCCGAGUUCCGCGAUCCCGUUAUCCGGGCUUUUAAGAGCACGACCAAGCCUACGGGCGGCAGAGCAGAAACCAAGCCCAGCAUCCUGACAUUGUGCUUGGAUUACGAAGACAUGUUCCACGAUAUUUUUGGCGGUCUCGUCGCGAAGCUUGCGUCCAAAGCUACAAUGGAGCGAGCCACGAAAGCCGAGGCCGCCCUCAGCAUGCUGAGCAAACAGCCUCCUCCAUCCGUCGUCCUGGUUACCGACGGGGCCGUCACACGCCACCAGAAGCUCUGCGAGCGUUUGAUAGACUUGCUGCGGGGUGGCACAACCGUUAUCUUAGGGGGUUGCUUCAGCGGCAUGGUAUCACUGGGUCAGUUCAAUCGCUUCUUUACUCGUAUCGGUCUUCCGUGGCGGCGAGGGUCUUAUUUUCGGGAAACCGUUCAACUCCGCCGCAACGUUGUCGGUGACCGCUUGGCAAGCAAGCUGCCCUCGGCAUACAGCCAAAAGGCCCUCUAUGUCGACAAUGUGGACAAGUCAACGAUGUGGUACGUUGAAAAGGAAAACUCGACGGAGGCGGCGGUGGUGUUUGCCAAUGUUGGCGCUGGCAAGCUUGGUUAUGUUGGGGAUGUAAACGGGGAGAAAGGCUCGGAGGCGGUUGUCCUCGCCAUGUGUGGCUUUCUAGAGUGAUUGGUUUUAGUUGAAGGGCAGUCAAGCUGUAACCCUUUUGUGCUAG
Messenger RNA from Chaetomium fimeti, 2561 nucleotides. RefSeq lists its product as uncharacterized. Gene Ontology annotation, molecular function: RNA-DNA hybrid ribonuclease activity; nucleic acid binding. NCBI's taxonomy places the organism in Eukaryota, Fungi, Ascomycota, Sordariomycetes, Sordariales, Chaetomiaceae. Bases 197 to 2515 code for a protein of 772 amino acids. The record is from RefSeq and is a predicted model, not a curated record. The transcript has a single exon. Gene Ontology annotation, biological process: DNA replication, removal of RNA primer.